Gekko japonicus is the source of this 1819-nucleotide messenger RNA. RefSeq names its product interleukin 1 receptor accessory protein (gene IL1RAP). Gene Ontology annotation, biological process: signal transduction. Gene Ontology annotation, molecular function: interleukin-1 receptor activity. The record is from RefSeq and is a predicted model, not a curated record. NCBI's taxonomy places the organism in Eukaryota, Metazoa, Chordata, Lepidosauria, Squamata, Gekkonidae. The coding region runs from base 66 to 1784 and encodes 572 amino acids. The transcript is spliced from 11 exons.
UGGCCGGCCAAGGCGCGGCGGGGCUCGGGGAGCGGAGCGGCGACGGCGCCCCCCGGAGGACCAGGAUGAAGGCCCGCUGCUGCCUCCUACUGGUCGCUCUGUACAUGGCUGGCUUGGGCAGCCCUUCGGAACGCUGCGAUGACUGGGGAGUUGACACCAUGAAGCACAAGCCGGUCUAUAACGGGGAGCCAGCCAAAAUCAGAUGCCCGCUCUUUGAGGCCUUCUUGAAGUAUAACUACAGCACCGCCCACUCGUCUGGCUUGACCCUGAUCUGGUACUGGAUUGGGCAAGGCCGAGACCUGGAAGAGCCCAUCAACUUCCGUCUCCCAGACAACCGCAUCACCAAGGAGAAGGACACGCUCUGGUUCCGGCCUGCACUUCUCAACGACACGGGCAACUACACAUGCAUGCUCAGAAAUGCUACCUACUGCAGUAAAGUCGCUUUCCCCCUGGAGGUGGUCAGCAAAGACCCCGGUUCUUGCGUCAGCCGAGCCGUCGAGCCGGACAACGUGAUGUUAUACUUGGAACACAUCCAUGUCAACCUCACCUGCCCGGAUGUGGACAGUUAUUUUCCUGCUGGGGUGAAACCGAAGGUCCAGUGGUUUAAGAAAUGCAAACUUGUGGAAGGCUUCUACGAGCAGUAUCCCAACGGCCUCAACCUCACGUUUGGCAUCGUGCGGGAAGUGUACAGGGGGGACUACACUUGCAUUGUGGCCUACAAAGAAAAUGGCCAGGACUUCACGCUGACUCGAACGCUGAGGAUCAAGGUGGUAGGCGCUCCAGAGAAGGCAAAGCCCCCACAGAUCCGCUCUCCAAACGACCUCGUUGUCUACGAACUCCCAGCAGGAUCGGAUCUCGUUCUCGUUUGUCGGGUCCACUUCACGUACCUGAAAGGUCAUCCACCUGAAGUCUCCUGGUUGAUUGAUGGACGGAACACAGACGACAUCAUGGACCUCAAGAUAAACGUCUCCCAGAAUAAGACGUACGAUGCCGUGGAAAACUUGGAUAUUGAAAAGACUCUGAUUGUGCCGAAAGCCACAGAGGAGGACCUGAAGCGGAACUACACCUGCUAUGCCCACAACCCCAAGGGUGAAGCAUAUAGGCAAGCCAUCGUCAAGUUGCAAGUUCCAGUUCCGAGAUACACCGUUGAGCUGGCCUGUGGCUUGGGAGCGACCGUCUUUCUCGUCGUCAUCCUGACGGUGGUCUACCACGUCUACUGGCUGGAGAUGGUGCUCUUCUACCGGGCUCACUUUGGGACGGAUGAAACCAUUCUAGACGGGAAGGAGUUUGACAUUUACGUGUCCUACGCGAGGAACGCUGAGGAGGAAGAGUUUGUGCUGCUGACGCUGCGCGGAGUCCUGGAAAACGAGUUUGGCUACAAGCUGUGCAUUUUCGACAGAGACAGCCUCCCUGGCGGAAUUGUUACGGACGAGACCCUCAGCUUCAUCCAGAGAAGUCGCCGCCUCUUGGUGGUGCUGAGCCCCAACUAUGUCCUGCAGGGCACCCAGGCCCUGCUGGAGCUCAAGGCGGGCCUGGAGAGCAUGGCCUCCCAGGGGACCAUCCGGGUCAUCCUCCUCCAGUACAAGGCCAUCCAGAGGAGCAAGGUGAAGGAGCUGCAGCAGGCCAGGGCGGCCCUCCGCGUCAUUAAGUGGAAGGGGGAGAAGUCCCGGUACCCCCAGGGAAGGUUCUGGAAGCAGCUGCGGGUGGAGCUGCCGGUGAAGAGCAGGCCCAAGAGCUCCUGGGACACGCAGGACCUCUGCUACUCCUCCCUGGAGAAAAUCUGAAAGGGGAGGGAGGGGGAGGGUUGAGAAUCCAGAGC